CGGUACGCCGCGCCCGACGGCCCGUAUUGCGCGUUUUCCGCGAGCCCGCCCGAACGUCGACGGAAUCCGCGUGACGACGAUAAUAAAAAUAUAAAUAUUAUUGUUGUCGAAUAAUCGCGCGUAUUUUGUUCGCUCAACAAUCGCACGUCUAAAACACGUCCACACUCGGCGGUUUGUCGCGUAAUUUCGUCGUUACGAUCGCCACCGAUUUCGAUCGUAUUUCCCCCCUUCCCGGGUACACACAAUAAUAAUAAUCGUUAUAAUUACGAUAUUUUUUUAUCGUCGCGUAUCGUAAUAUUAUCGCAUCCGAUCAACGCAUAUUAUAGUGAUUUGAGACGGAAGUCCGCGCGUUCGCCGAUUCGGUUGCGGAGAGAUGAGCCCGCGGACGAUCUGCAACGCCGCCGUCGUCGUUUCGGCCGGACACCGCGACUACACGUGCACCGCGCCCGCCAAACACGUUGCACCGGCACUGCAUUUGCGGCUGCAGCAGGUACGUGCGGAAAUCGCCUAAGUCCCGGAAGCGUUGCCGAAAUCGCCAUAUUUUAAUAGUCCGGAGAGAAAUACUUCGGUUUGUACGUCGCUGUGGUCUUUCACCACUGUCCGCCCGAAUGUCUUCCAUGCGAUGGCUGCACACGCAAAUGUCCGAUCCGCAGUGGACUCGACAUUGUAACGGCAAGAUUACUACGAUACCGACUUACCACCGUAACCGCGGUCUGCGUGGCGUCAGUCCUUCGACCGUCGGCGGACCCGUGAGCGCGGCGCCUGCCAUGGAGUCCGACGACCACCUUUGCCGACAACGACAGCGCCGCCGCGGCCGGUGUCGCGGGCCAGCGCUGGCCGCGGUCCUGGCGCUGUGGGCCGCGGUGGCCUGCGUCGCGGUGCCCGCGGUCUCGCCGUCACCGGCCACCGGCGACAUGAGCCUGUUGACCAUGCAACGCAUCAAGUCUUACGUGGACGACACGUGCACGUUGGACCCGCACUGCCAGUGGCUGUGGGACCCGCUGCCGAACGGGCUGCGGAACGUGUCCGUGGAAGAGGCGGCCGCCGAGUUGCCGGCAGACUACAUGUACCCGCCCGGCGACGAUCCCGAAAACCCGGGACAACGAGGGAAUUUCUUGUUCAUUUACGGUCAUAAGGACACUUCACAUAUCUACAUACGGAGCCCGUACUACACCGUUGGGGUGUUCGACAACAACGGGUGUUCACUGUCAUUUCAAAUGCACACCAACGUCAGUGUGCCCAGUCAAGUGUCAAUAAUGCUAAAGACUGAGAAUUAUACAUCAUUAAUUCAGGAUAAUGUCGAAAACAACUCUCCCGUAAAUUGGGAGAAAAAGAAGGUAUUGUUGGGUCGACAGACAAAGCAAGUUAUUAUUGAAAUAAAUAUCAAGCUUGGAUCACAUGUUGCCAUUGAUGAUAUUAGACUAGAAGAUUGCUUACCAGAAUACUUUACCGGCAUCACUGAUAACGGUUGUCCAACAGACUCGCAUUUUUUGUGUUCCGAUAACAUGACAUGUAUACCGUAUCAUCAUGUAUGUGACAUCAGUCCAGACUGUCCCGACGAAACAGAUGAAACCGAAAACUGUUUUCUCGUGCCCACCGAAGCCCGGUGCACGUUCGAGUCUGGAUUCUGCGGAUGGCGGAAUACGUCGGGCGAGAUGUCUUUGACGUGGAAACUGUACAAAGGCGACCGAUACAAAUUCACCGGUCCGAAAUGGGAUAACACUUUCCGUAACCGAUCCGGUACCUACGCUUACGUAGACAUGUCGGAAUCCUCGUAUCUCGGAGCGACAGCGCGCAUGGACAGUAUACAUUUCCAUCCGCCACCGACGUAUUGUUCCGACACCGAAUCGAAAUAUUACAAUUCUUGUUAUAUAUCAUUUUUUUACCACAAACAUAGUUCACAUAGUGGCACUUUGGGACUUUAUUUGGUCGAAGCCCAUGGCGAGGUAGACCGUGUGAGAAGAUUAUGGUGGAGUUUUGGGACUUAUGGGAAUACGUGGCUUCGAACCGUUGUUUAUUUAGUAAACAUCACAACCAGCUAUUAUUUACAGUUUGAAGCUCGGAAACUACUGUCAGUAAAAGGAGAUGUGGCUAUUGAUGAUAUAGCUAUGAGUCCAAAAUGCUUUGGUUUAGAUGUACCAGAAGACGUACUCAAGGGAUACAAAUAUGAAGCGGCUGGAACAAUAAAUAAUACGGCAACACUUAUGAAGAUUCCCAUUAAUCCGGAUUUCCGAAACAAAAUCGUUUAUAAAUUUACGACUUGUGGAUCAAAGGGUAGACUGGGCCCUAGUAAUCGAUCUUGCGAAGCUGCAUACACAAAUACCACUGUGUCUGUGAUUGUGGUUAAUGACACAUACAUGGAUGGAGUACAAAUUUGGCAUAUUCCUGAGACGGGAGUGUAUACUAUCAUAGCGAGAGGAGCUCGUGGUGGCAAGGGGGCCGACGGAAUGGGCAUUUCGAAAGGAGCCACUGCCAUCGCUGUGGUCGAGCUGUCCAAACACCAACAGUUGCACAUAUUGGUCGGUCAAGAAGGUGGAGACGCGUGUCGAAAAACGUUUGAAAAACGCGACGACGCAUGCCAACAAGAACAAUACUUCAGGACGGGCAGCGCUCUCAAAGAACUGCACGACUUGCGCCUGCUCAACGGCGGCGGAGGCGGCGGCGGCGGAUCUUUUGUUUUUACAGGCUCACGUGAAGAAGGAUUCUUACCGUUGGUGAUUGGUGCUGGUGGAGGUGGUUUGGCACACGGACCAUUCAAGGACGACAGGAGUCAACACGGUAAUGGUACCAACAUGAGAUUACCAGCCAUCACUGCACCGUCUUUUGGUGAAAAUCCCGCAGGUGCCGGCGGCGGUUGGGCUCCGGGAAACUAUACGGAAGAUAAAAAGUCCACGGGCUCGGCGUUGUUGGGCACUGGCGGUUUCGGAAGCGACGGCGGUGGCGUUGGCGGCCUGGCGUGCUACAAGAGCCGAGGCAACACCAAAGGAUUCGGCGGGUUCGGCGGCGGCGGCGGCGGAUGCGUCGCCGGCGGUGGAGGUGGCGGUUUCACCGGUGGCCGCGCUUGGAGCAACAGUCAGACGAACGGCGAGGGCGGCUGGUCGUAUCUGCCGGACAACCAGCACGUGUUAUACAGGGCCGUGUACCCGGGCAGCAACUACAAGUCCGGAAGCGUGUACAUCAUACCCGCCAUCGUGGGCUGUGGGUGCGCGUACCUGUGCGCCGCCACCAAUCAGCUGCGCAGCUCAGUCGUCUGCAUUUGCCCGGCCGACUUCAAACUUGGGCCCGACGGAAAAGCGUGCAUAUAUCAAUCAACAGAAACGACAAAAAUUAUAUUUUUGAUCACUGGAAGUGUAUUCACAGUCGUAAUCAUUUGUUUGAUCUUAGGCAUUUGGAUGUAUAGGAGUUAUCGAAGACGAAAAGAACGCAAAGAAAAUGUCAACAUAUUACACAACGGCAUUUUAAAUUACGAUCUGACAUCUAGAAACAGAAAUGGAAAUGUAGACAUAAAUCCUACUUAUGAUUUCAAUGGAAGAACUUUGACGACAAACGAUCUUCCGAGAAUAUUAAGAGACGAACUGAGAAUACAAAAAUCUAUUGGCGAAGGAGCUUUUGGUGUGGUGUACCGAGGGUAUUAUAAAAAAACGGGCGAAACGAACGAAAUGCGUGUUGCGAUAAAGGUUAGUAAUACUCUCCAGCCAAAAAAAGACAUGGCCAAUGUGGAGGUGAAAUUUGACGACGACAACACUCCUAAUCCCGAAGUCGAAAGAGAGAAAAGACAGAGGAUCAAAAAGGCUGAACAAUCUUGCAUGCGUGACUUCUUGACAGAAGCCAUCAUAAUGAGCCAGUUUAAUCAUCCAAACAUCGUGAAAUUCAUCGGAAUCACUUUCGAAAAGAACUAUAGGUUCAUUGUGACUGAACUUUUGAGUGGCGGAGACAUGAAAGAAUUUUUACGCAAGAAUCGUCCUUCAGUUCAACAAAAUCACAAAAUCAUUCCUAUAAAAUUAAAAGAUUUAUUGAAAAUGGCAUUGGACAUUGCCAAAGGAUGCGUAUACUUGGAAAAUCUUCAUUUUAUUCACAGAGAUAUUGCUGCCAGAAAUUGUUUACUUUCUACGACGGGACGUAACAGAGUAACGAAAAUUGCCGAUUUCGGAAUGUCUAGGGAUGUAUAUAGAAACGAGUACUACAGAAAAGAAGGUCAUGCUAUGUUGCCUAUUAAAUGGAUGCCAACAGAGUCGUUGAUAGACGGCGUUUUUAAUUCACAAUCUGAUGUCUGGUCUUAUGGAAUUACAUUUUGGGAAAUCAUGACAUUUGGAUCUAUGCCAUACACGGGCAUGACAAAUAAAGAGACAAUGAAUUACGUUAUGAGAGGUGGGCGUUUAUCUAGACCGGCAAUUUGCCCAGAACCAGUAUAUAAUCUUAUGGGCAGCUGCUGGAAAACCAACGGUCCAGACAGGCCUUCAUUUGAGUAUAUACGCAAUAAACUUCGUCUCUUUCUACAAGAUCCACUUAUAAUCGAUUACAAACCGCCGGUGAUCGGCAGGCCCGCGGCCCCGCUGCCGUACCGGGCGACGCACCCGCUGGACGAGAACGCGCCACCGGACGGCGUGCUCCGCGCACACGACUGUGUCGCCGGCAGUGGCGGCUUCCACCAUAUGCAGCACCACGAACACCAGGAAGAACCACAGUACGUCACGCCACUGCCGGCCGACGACUUUUUCGAUGGCGUGGACGCGGAGCUGAUGAGGGACGCGGAGCGGUUCGGCCAGUUCCGCGGCAGCAACGAGAUGGCGCCGCUGGACGACAUGCGCAACUACUGUAGCGACGACGACGACGACGACGAUGACGACGACGACAGCGUCGACGACGAAGAGGACGAGGACGAGGACGGGAACACGGUGAACAUGGCGGACGUCGACGACGAGGCGGACGACGAUGAGGACGACGACGACGACGAGCAGAACGUCGAAGAGGAGGAAGACGACGACGCGAACGGCCCGGAGAUCGUGCUGGACGCGGACAACAAUCGGUUCGACGAGGACGACGACGACGCGUACGGAGACAACAACGCUUGCAGCAACGGCCCGGUGUCGUCGUAUCACUGGAAUAGGUUCAAAGAGACGAGUUUCAUCAGCAUGAAGGAACCCAACACCAAACAGACGGGUGCAGAUGGCCAGAUACAUUCGUCUAAGAGAAGAAAGUCGUUCUCCGAACUCGAAGACAAUAACAGGCCAAACCCUUAUUCGUUGACGGGCCGCGUCCGAUACAACGUAGCCAGUGACGGGAAAAUAAGAUGCUGACAUCCGGACUCAAGGACUUCGGUUAUCGAGUCCUUGGAAAUGUUAUAAUACCCUUGUACACUGCGUGUAUAGUGUUAAUACUCUGUUUUGAUGUGCGACUGUUGUAAAUAUUUUUUUUUUCAUUUUUCACUCACGUCAUCUAUCUAUAGUAUAAAUGUUUUGUAUUAACAGCAGUUUACUAUUAAUUAUAACGUAAUACACGUCUAACCCUGAGUAUAAUAUAAAUAAUUAUAACCAAAAAUUAACUGACUAAUAAAUGUCCAAUAAGCCAUGUGUAUAAAUAUCACGAUUUAGAAUAUCUGUAGCCGUAUACAGUAAAAAAAUCACACACACGCGUCUACGAUAAUAUUGGCCAUUUUUUGGGGUAUAAUUAUAUUUUGGUGUCAACGUUAAAUCGUAUCAAUUAUUCAGCAUGCUUAAACAUUGUUCAACAAUUUUAAAACGACAUAUUAUGAAGUGUAUAUUUUAAAAAACAAUUUAUUUAAUAUCGUUAAUUACAUUUAAAUAUAUAGUAUUAAUAA
Rhopalosiphum padi (bird cherry-oat aphid) is the source of this 5818-nucleotide messenger RNA. RefSeq names its product tyrosine-protein kinase receptor-like. The transcript is spliced from 26 exons. NCBI's taxonomy places the organism in Eukaryota, Metazoa, Arthropoda, Insecta, Hemiptera, Aphididae. Gene Ontology annotation, molecular function: transmembrane receptor protein tyrosine kinase activity; protein binding; ATP binding. Gene Ontology annotation, cellular component: membrane; signaling receptor complex. Bases 609 to 5297 code for a protein of 1562 amino acids. The record is from RefSeq and is a predicted model, not a curated record. Gene Ontology annotation, biological process: positive regulation of kinase activity; cell surface receptor protein tyrosine kinase signaling pathway; regulation of neuron differentiation.